CGGCCUUUGGUCUGCUAUUCCAAUUUGAUAAUGAAGGUGUUUGUCAGUUCGUUGAAUAUCCCCAUCGGAUACACCACGCCUCGGUUCCCGGCGUUGUACUGGCCGUUGGGGGCCACGCAAUCUGAAUAUCAACAACUGUUUUUAUACUACUCGAUAGAUAUUUGGAAAUUCACGGUUUAUUGGUCGCUCAUACUCUUUGGAGCCAUCUACUUGCUAGUGGGAUGCAUUGCUGCACUCAAUAUUAGCAUGAAUCCUUAUCGGUUCUCCCAGUAUGGUAAAGAUAAGCCUAAACCUGAUAAAUCUAAUGAAUAUAAUGAAAAAACAAAACAACUACUGCCAUAUUCAAAACUGGGGAUCCUCAAUAGUCUCUUGGUGAUUGUGAUCUACGUGCUAUCAGGCUCGAUUCAGGGUUUCGUCAGUGGAGCCGUGGUUGGAGUCAUGUUGCUGGCCAUCUACAAAGCUGGUUCUUUGCCGAUGAGUUGUUGGAUCCCGCUUUCGUGGGGUAUUGCUCUGAUUCUAUUUAACAUUUGUAAUUCUUACCGUACAAGUUCUCUGAUUUUAUAGAUUAAUAGGUGUAUUUAUGUAUUUA
This is a messenger RNA of Hyphopichia burtonii NRRL Y-1933, 589 nucleotides long. RefSeq lists its product as uncharacterized. The record is from RefSeq and is a predicted model, not a curated record. Bases 31 to 564 code for a protein of 177 amino acids. NCBI's taxonomy places the organism in Eukaryota, Fungi, Ascomycota, Pichiomycetes, Serinales, Debaryomycetaceae. The transcript has a single exon.